Molecule: messenger RNA, 1296 nt
Organism: Gryllus bimaculatus (two-spotted cricket)
Lineage: Eukaryota; Metazoa; Arthropoda; Insecta; Orthoptera; Gryllidae
Source: the annotation of a GenBank genome assembly
AUGUCAAAGGGACGUGUAAGUGUUGUUGUAUUGGGAGAUGUUGGGCGUAGCCCAAGAAUGCAGUACCAUUCUUUGUCUCUGGCAAAUGAAGGAUUCACUGUUGAUUUGAUUGGUUAUUCAGGGUCAGAACUUAUAAGAGAGUUGCAGGAGCACCCAAAUGUUACAUUAAGAUAUGUUCCUUCAUGUCCUGACUUUCAAAGCACGUUUCCUCGUUUAUUUGGUUAUGUUUUAAAAGUACUGUGGCAAAUUCUUUCUUUGAUGACUGUGCUUUUCUGUAAACGUAGGUCUGAUUAUCUUCUUGUGCAAAACCCCCCUGCAAUACCGGCUCUUGCAGUAUGUUGGAUUUAUUGUGUUUUGAUGAGAUCAAAGUAUAUAAUUGAUUGGCACAACUAUGCCUACACAAUCUUGGCACUGUCUGUAGGCAAUGAAAGUAUUUUAGUAAAAUUUUCUAAAUGGUUUGAAGGGUGGUUUGGUAGACGGGCAAAUGCCAAUUUGUGUGUAACAAAAGCUUUGAAAAUGGACUUGGAGCAAAACCAUAGGAUUAUUGCUACAACUCUUUAUGAUCGGCCUCCAGAUUGUUUCCAUCCUGUUCCUUUACAAACUUCUCAUAAUUUAUUCAAAAAGCUUAGUGAAAAAUAUGAGAUCUUUGGCAGUUCAGAUGAAACAAAAACAGCAUUUACAGAAAUAAAGACUGGUGGUGUAAUUUCUUUAAGAGAGGAUCGUCCAGGGUUAUUGGUUUCUAGUACAAGCUGGACUGAAGAUGAAGAUUUUAAUAUUCUUUUAUCUGCACUUCAACUUUAUGAAGAAAUGUGUCAGACCAGUGCUUGUGCUUUGCCCCCUCUUAUUUGUGUAAUUACAGGGAAAGGUCCCUUGAAGCAAUACUACUGUGAACUAAUUGAUAAUGCUCAAUGGAAAAAUGUGAAGGUUGUAACUCCAUGGUUACAUCCUAGUGAUUAUCCCCAACUUUUAGCUAGUGCUGAUCUUGGUGUGUGCCUGCAUAUGUCUUCAAGCGGACUUGAUCUGCCCAUGAAAGUAGCAGACAUGUUUGGUUGUGGUUUACCUGUAUGUGCUCAUACUUUCAAGUGCUUGAAUGAACUUAUUCAGCAUAAAAAAAAUAGCUAUAUUUUCAGCACAUCAGAUGAGCUUUCUUCUCAAAUCCAGUCAUGGUUCAAAGACUUUCCAAAUAACAGUUCACAGAAAGAAAUUUGUCAUUAUUUCAAAGAAGAGUUAGCAAAAUACAGAUCUCUUAGAUGGCAUGAAAAUUGGAAAUUAAGCACUUCUUCAUUGUUUUUGUAG